Molecule: messenger RNA, 2042 nt
Organism: Rhagoletis zephyria (snowberry fruit fly)
Lineage: Eukaryota; Metazoa; Arthropoda; Insecta; Diptera; Tephritidae
Product: flocculation protein FLO11-like
Biological process (GO): regulation of transcription by RNA polymerase II
Cellular component (GO): nucleus
Molecular function (GO): RNA polymerase II cis-regulatory region sequence-specific DNA binding; DNA-binding transcription factor activity, RNA polymerase II-specific
Source: RefSeq, a predicted model, not a curated record
AAGUAAAUACAACAAGUUUUCUGAAGCGAUUGCAGUUGGAUUAUCAAAUGCAAGUUAAUAACACCGUAUCACAAUGCAGCUCUUCGCCGCAUGAGCAGCAGGAACUGCAUUUGCCGCUUCAAAAUUCCCAUUCAUUAGCUAAAGCCAGUUCCACUUAUUUCGAAUCAAGUCAUUUAUGGCCACAGCAAAUGCAUUUUCAAAAUUACCAACAUUUAACGAAACCAACUUCUGAGUAUCGACAACAGCAGAAACAUCAACGGCAAUACGAUGAAACAAUAAAUAAAAAAGCAGUUAAUAGUAAAAUAAAGAAUUUCCAUGUUAGCGUCAACAAUAGUAAUAAAAAUAAUGGAAUACCUAAUGCUUGUGAUAGCGAAAACUAUGUGAAGCUUAUGAGGGCAACAGCUGAUCAAGAAGAACAAGAUUCGGAGGAACUCUCAUCGAAAUUCGAAUCAGAGUGUACGUCGAUUCUAAGCGAACCUUAUGGAGAAAGUGAUGAAGAAGUUUUGUGCGAUGGUUUCGAGCCUGUAAAUAUUUACAGUAUUAAAGACGACAAACAGGUGCCAGAACAAUACGUUACUCGAACGAAUAUGACUCCCUCAUAUACCACCACAGAUGGUUGUAGUAAUAUUGGACAUCAUCGACAGAACACUGGUUGUAGUGAGGAGGGAAACACAGAAGCUUUUGAUGUAAAUACGUACACGGCACAACAACAACAUCGAAAUUGUCAAAGAGAACACCACACUUGCGAUAUGACUAAAAUAAAUUCACAAGUUGAUGAUACCGAGCAUGCCACUUAUAUCUUUCAAGAGGACGAAUCGAUGCCGGAAAGAACUGAAAACGAUACACUCAGAAUAUCUGGUUGUCAGCCUUCCACUAAACACGCAUUGAAACAUAAUACACGAGAGCUCUGUUUGGCGGCAUCAUCGCCACCUUCCUCGGUUGACGAAGAUAUCAAUGACAGCAGCAGUCAGCACUCAAACGCCAUUGGAAUGGACGACAUCAAUUCUUUGGCUAAUCCCGUUGACCAAAUAACAUAUAUGCACUACCAACCUAGAGAUGUCAGUGAAGGAAGCAGGAGCCGCAGCAGAGGUAGUAGCGAUAGCAAUCAGAACAGCACAGUUGACAACGGCACUGAUAACAGUAGUAUUACCAAAAGAAAUAUAUGCCCAAAUGGUAAUAGUAGGCAAAAAAUAAGGGGAAUGACACCUCCGAUCAUUGCACAAUACCACAUGCAGUGCGAACUCAUACCAAAAACGGCGCAAUCAUCCAGUUUAUAUCACGGGGCCGCUAAACCGGUGAACAAUAUGACUUCACCCUCAUUUUACCAAGAGCAGCAACCGCAACGGCAACAGCAACAUAAACAUUCUUUGAGACUAAGUACAAUCACUUUAUCGUCGCCUAUAUUAACACUGCCGCUGCCGCCCCCACCACCAACAAUGUCAAUGACGACUUUGUCGUCUGCAUCAGUGCCUCCAACAACUGGCGAACCAACGACGCUCCAUGAAACAGUAGCAGCUACUGCAUCGCUCGAACAAGCGUCCGCUUGCAAUGCCGCUGCAGCCGUGGCAGUAGCAACUGCGGCAGCAGCUGCAAGCAGUGGCAGCAUCAAUAGUGCGCCGAUGACGCAAAACUUUGGAAGCCUGUUAGAUGCAAUUAGCGGCAACAGUGGCUGCAGUAACGAUAAUAGUGAUCCAAACGUCAUUGCCACAAAUUCUACCCCUUCUGGUAGCAACACAAGCACAUACAGCCAAAAUAAGUACUAUCACCCGCUAUUUGCGCAAGGAAUUUGCCAUUGGCCGGGCUGUGAACUAGCUCUUAAUGACUUCACUGCUUUCGUUAAGCAUCUGAACACUGAGCAUAAUUUGGACGAGAGGUCUACAGCACAGGCGCGAGUACAAAUGCAAGUCGUAUCACAACUGGAAAUUCAUUUGCAAAAGGAACGUGAUCGAUUGCAAGCUAUGAUGCAUCAUCUGUAUUUAACUAAACAUCUUCUGGAUCCCGAUAAGAUAGACUUAAAGGUAAAUAAACUGUUCAAGGGUUAA